Molecule: messenger RNA, 2005 nt
Organism: Macadamia integrifolia
Lineage: Eukaryota; Viridiplantae; Streptophyta; Magnoliopsida; Proteales; Proteaceae
Product: 36.4 kDa proline-rich protein-like
Exons: 1
Coding region: 159-1625 (488 amino acids)
Source: RefSeq, a predicted model, not a curated record
ACUAUAUGUGACAAUGGUUUCAGCAUUCAUUGCAAGAGAUAGAAGGAGGUAGCCAGAGACUUGGUUCUUUCUCUCCAGCACAAUGUAAAGAAAUUACUUCCCCUAGCUCAUCUUGUUUUUCUGAAUCUUUUCUCCUUUUAUUUGGGCUCUUCAUUAUAAUGGGUAAGUUUGUAUUGGCUAAUCUCUUGAUCUUUCUCUUGAAUUUGGGAGCUAUACUCUCAUCUCUUGCUUGUCCUUACUGCCAAUUCCCACCUCAUCCUAAACCUCAUCCAAAGCCUCCUCCUAAGCCAAAACCACAUUGCCCUCCACCAUCUGUGCCCGGCAAGCCUCCCAAACCUCCGGUGAGUCCACCCCAUGGGCCUAAGCCACCAUCACCACAUAAACCUCCAAAGCCACCACAUAAGCCUCCUGUCAGCCCACCUUAUGUGCCUCCUAAGCCACCAUCUAAGCCACCCCCUGGUGUAAGUCCACCUUAUGUUCCUCCUAAGCCACCAUCUAAGCCACCCCCAGGAGUUAGUCCACCUUAUGUUCCUCCAAAGCCACCAUCACCACAUAAACCUCCAAAGCCACCACAUAAGCCUCCUGUCAGCCCACCUUAUGUGCCUCCAAAGCCACCAUCUAAGCCACCCCCAGGAGUUAGUCCACCCUAUGUUCCUCCAAAGCCACCAUCUAAGCCACCCCCUGGUGUAAGUCCACCCUAUGUUCCUCCAAAGCCACCAUCUAAGCCACCCCCUGGUGUAAGUCCACCUUAUGUUCCUCCAUAUGUUCCUCCAAAGCCACCAUCUAAGCCACCCCCAGGUGUUAGUCCACCUUAUGUUCCUCCUAAACCACCAUCUAAGCCACCCCCUGGUGUAAGUCCACCUUAUGUUCCUCCAUAUGUUCCUCCAAAGCCGCCAUCUAAGCCACCCCCAGGUGUUAGUCCACCUUAUGUUCCUCCUAAACCACCAUCUAAGCCACCCCCAGGUGUUAGUCCACCUUAUGUUCCUCCUAAACCACCAUCUAAGCCACCCCCAGGUGUAAGUCCACCUUAUGUUCCUCCAAAGCCACCAUCUAAACCACCCCCAGGUGUUAGUCCACCUUAUGUUCCUCCUAAGCCACCAACUAAGCCACCCCCAAGUGUAAGUCCACCUUAUGUGCCUCAUCCACCUCCCUAUGUAACUCCACCAUCUCCACCUUACGUGCCUCAACCACCUCCCUAUGUAACACCACCAUCCCCACCAACAGUACCUCAGCCACCUCCCUAUAUACCACCACCAUCCCCACCAACAGUACCUCCUCAACCACCUCCCUAUGUACCAUCGCCGUCUCCAACGGUGCCGCCGCCGGGAGGAACUCCAUGCCCACCUCCACCACCACCAGCACAACAAACAUGCCCCAUUGAUACACUCAAGCUAGGUGCAUGCGUGGAUGUAUUGGGUGGUCUAAUUCACAUUGGGAUUGGAAGCAGUGCUAAGGAUGCUUGUUGUCCAGUGCUUCAAGGUCUUGUUGACCUAGAUGCUGCUGUGUGUCUUUGUACCACAAUCAAGCUCAAGCUUCUCAACAUCAAUCUCAUCAUCCCAAUUGCUCUUGAGGUACUCAUCGAUUGUGGCAAGACCCCACCUCCAGGAUUCAAGUGUUCUGCAUGAGCAUCACUCCAAUUAAUUUCAGGUGAUCGGGAAACAUAAAAAUGGCUUCCAUGGAUUACUAUCUUAGUGACCCAUUUCACUUGUGGUUGUGUCACCGGCAUUGGAAGCAUUCACGUGCAAAGGAAUUAGUGUGUUGAGUGUUCUUUUUGAAGAAAAGGAGGAAAUAAAAAUGGCAGAAUAAAGUGAAUUUAUAUGCUGGUUUUGUUUUCUGUAUCCUGUGGUAAAUCAAAUCGGUAUACCACAGGGAUAUUAGGGUUUGAUAAAAGAAACUGUCGCAAUGUAGUGUGAUUGGUGAUGGUGACUUCUAGUUUGGUUUUUUUAUUUUAUUUUAUUUUUUGUUUGAUCAAUGCUCUAUAUAUAUCAUGAUUGAUCUUUGUUAA